GUAUGUCAUUUGGGAUUGCCGAAUUUUCCUAUAUAGGAAGCCAAACUGAAUGCCACUACGUGUACUUAAAAAUCAUUUCUUUAUCUUCUAAUUAGGCGAUGGCACAAUGCAGUCGCCUAUUGUGUCUUCUUCACAUACUUCUUUUGUUCGUAGUCGAGAUCAUCGAAGCAAAAAGAUUUCCUGCAUGUAUUGUAUUUGGAGACUCGACAGUUGAUGCGGGUAAUAACAAUCAAAUCCCCACCGUGGUAAGAGCUAAUUUUCCACCAUACGGACAGGAUUGUGAAGGUGGAAAACCCAAUGGACGUUUUUGUAAUGGUCGGUUGGCUACUGAUUUCCUGUCGGAGAUGCUAGGGAUUAAAAGAUCAAUACCAGCAUAUUUGGAUCCGGCUUAUGAUAUAGAAGAUUUUGCUUCCGGAGUUACCUUCGCUUCAGCUGGAACUGGUUAUGAUGUCGCUACGUCUAAUGUGUUUGGUGGGAUACCUCUAUCGAAAGAAUUGGAAUACUUCAAAGAGUACCAGAAGAAGUUAAUAGCCUUUGUUGGUCAGGAUAAGGCGAUAGAGACAAUAAGAGAAUCCUUGUAUAUGGUGAGUGUACGGACUAAUGAUUUUUUAGAGAAUUACCACUUUGGGCCAGUACGAUCGAUCCAAUUCACGGUAGAUGAGUACGCAAACUUUCUCAUAAGCAUCGCAAGAACAUUCCUUACUGACCUUUAUGGAUUGGGGGCGAGAAAAAUACUAUCAUCAGGAAUUCCUCCUGCCGGUUGCAUACCUAUAGCAAGGACUGUAAAUAAUUUUGCGGAAAGAACGUGUAAAGAAGAUGCAAACGAAGCUUGUAAGGACUUUAAUGAUAAGUUGCAAAAUUUGGUGGGGAAUUUAAAUAAGGAACUCGAUGGAAUCAUAUUAAUUACGUGGACAUCUAUAAUCCUAUCCUGGAUAUCAUUCAAAAUCCUGAAUUAUACGAUUGGAGAACGCGCAUGAAGGAUGUUGCGCAACAGGAGCAUAUGAGUUCGCAUCUUUAUGUCGAGCAGGAAGUAUGUUAUCGUGCAAGGACCCGAGCAAAUAUGUAUUUUGGGACGCAAUACAUCCAACUGAGAAGAUGUAUCACAUUUGGGCCAGUAGACUGUUGAACAUAACUGCGUCUCAAUUGUGUUAAUUAGGUGAUCUAAAAUAUCACAGCUUAUAUACGCACAUAAAUAACCCUUGAAGAAAAUUACCGUUGAUAUAGGUUAUGCGAGGUAUAAACAAAAUUACAGAUGUAAAGGCUCGAGCUUUUAGUUCUCUAAUAAACAGAGUAUUAUUGAUUAAGAA
This is a messenger RNA of Papaver somniferum (opium poppy), 1307 nucleotides long. Its product is annotated as GDSL esterase/lipase At2g04570-like. Gene Ontology annotation, molecular function: hydrolase activity, acting on ester bonds. The transcript is spliced from 3 exons. NCBI's taxonomy places the organism in Eukaryota, Viridiplantae, Streptophyta, Magnoliopsida, Ranunculales, Papaveraceae. The record is from RefSeq and is a predicted model, not a curated record. The coding region runs from base 99 to 977 and encodes 292 amino acids.